Messenger RNA from Daphnia pulex (common water flea), 2802 nucleotides. RefSeq names its product transmembrane protein 245-like. NCBI's taxonomy places the organism in Eukaryota, Metazoa, Arthropoda, Branchiopoda, Diplostraca, Daphniidae. The coding region runs from base 158 to 2626 and encodes 822 amino acids. The record is from RefSeq and is a predicted model, not a curated record. The transcript is spliced from 10 exons.
AUUUCAAAUAAAAACACUAGCUGACGAAACUUUACGUCAAUACAAGUCAAUCGCCAUGAACUUGAAGGCUACUAUCAAAAGUUCGAUUUUUGCGAACUUUUUGUCGAUCUGAUUGUUGUCAGUCAUUAAACUGUGCAGGGGAAUUACGUUAACGAAGAUGAAUACUCCCGAUCUUCGAUCGCCCUUCGUGGAGCGUGUGAUAAGUUUACUUCCCAGAGGACAUGAAGAGGCCAUGAAACAGGCAUUUUACAAUGUUGCGGCAAUCUUCUUGUUCAUCAUGAUGGCCGGCGCAACUAUGGCGGUUUACUUCAUCUUGGAGCCAUUUGUUAAACCGCUAUUGUGGGCUAUGUUAGUUGGUUCAGUCUUGCAUCCUAUCAAACAGAAGUCAGCUGUCGCUACCUGCAACUGGUUAUCCCAAUUGCAGGAAGAAAAUACUCUUCUCAUUUUUGGGUUCCUUUCAGUUCCUUUGCAAGUUGUUAACAUGAGUGCUGAAUGGAUGGGAAACACUUUAAUCAACAAUUUGAAAUCAAUUCUAAUACUCACUGUCAGCUUCCCUUUAGUCCAUAUUUUUAAUCAGUACUAUUCGUUUUCUGACUUUGUCUAUGUGUAUGAGCAUGUGGCUACUGCUUUUCAGCAUAUAUCUGUCUCAACUGAAAGUCUUUUCCAACCAGUUGUAGCAACAUGUUUCUUUGGAUUAGUUGGAAUGUUUAUCACUGUAAUUGGACAUCAAAGACGUGACAUCUCUGUCAUGACAGGCUGGGUGCUAUUCUUCAUCUUUGUUUUGAUCUCUCUUGGCUCUUGGAGUAUUGUUGUAGUAGUUCCCUUAUUGUGUUUAAUCACCGUAGCUUUUGCCAUUCACUGGGGUUGGCUUGUUGAUGAAAUUCCUAAUACUUCCACCAGCAACAACAACCCUAGUAAACCCCUUGAAAAAGACGAAAUAGCCCUCAAUGUCAGCACUCCGAAACUGCAAAACAGUCUGACUCGCUUGAUGAAGAGUCACAUCAUCGCCUCUGCAAUAUCAUCUCUAACUACCCCCACAGCCGUAGAAGACGCAACACUAAAGGCAUCGUCUAGCAACCGUUACAUACUCCGAGCCUUGUGGGCAUGCCUCGCCGUUCAACUCUGGAGGCACAUGUGGUUACUCCAUUUCGUGCCAAUACCACUUGUGUAUUUCAUCGUCAAAGCGUGGGGCUCGUAUUUCAGUAUCUGGAGUUUCCUUGCAUUCCACAAAUCCAAACUCAUCGAUUACGUUUCACGAUGUUUCACCGAUCAUAAAGAUCAAGUUUUCCCUUUGCCACUUCAACGGAUCUACAAGGCGGUAGUUUACUUAGAUCGGAAACUGAUUGAACGACUAAUUCACCAACUUGACGCAGUCGUGACGGUUUUCUUAAUUUGCAUUGUCGUUAUACUCACCAUUCUCGCAUCUGUAUUUGCUGCUGUUCAGAUAUACGGCGAGAGCGUUCAUUUGUUACGAUUCGGAACGAGUCUGGCAAAUCAAACUCUGAAUAAUCCAGAUGCGCAACAGUGGCUUCCGCAAGGCAUCGAUAAGAUGAUCGAUCUGGGAUCUGUGGUUGAUAACGCUUACUCUUACGGGAAAACAGGAAUUGCUACACUGGUCAUGAACAGUAUCAACGAGAAGGAUCCUGCUCGGGCAGCACAAAUCGAAAAGAUAAUAUCCGAAGCGUUAGAUCGGGUGCAAAGGGCGUGGCUAACUCAAGGAGAAUCGACGCCAAUUACAAAAUUGUCUUCAGCUUCAAUCGAUAACAAUUUCCACUCAAAUGCAACCAAACCUCCAUUAUUUCGACGAUUAUCUCAAGAUUUUCUGAACGUAACAGUGCUAGUUAAUUAUGGAAGGGAAAACAUUGGUUCAAUAUUUUCGAUUCUCGAUUCAAUCUGGACUAUUCUUAAGGGCAAUUUAAGUCUUGUCUUUAAGUCUACCACUGCCAUUUUGUCAGUCUUGAUGGGCGGUGGAACUGCUAUUUUAAACUUCUUCGUUAACGGGGUAGUUUUCUUGACUGCACUCUACUAUUUAUUAGUUGCCAGUGACUCGCAAUAUAAACCUAUACAGAUGGUCAGUUUCUUGAGUCCUGGAGGAGGCAAUACACUAGGCACUGCAAUGGAAGAAGCUAUCACUACAGUUUGUAUGGCUUCCCUUAAACUGGCCGCUUUUUACGGUUUGUGGACAUGGCUGAUUCAUACCAUUUUUGGCGUAAAUUUUGUGGUUAUCCCAGUUGCUUUGGCUGCUCUUUUGGGAGCUGUGCCGUUCCUUGGCACCUACUGGGCUGCCCUUCCAGCCGCAUUGGAUCUUUGGCUGGCCCAAAGCCGUGGAGUUGAAGCCCUACUACUAAUCUUUUUCCAGUUUGCACCGACGUUACUAGUUGAUGCUUCCUUCUAUGCUGAAAUCAAGGGUGGCGGACAUCCUUAUCUAACAGGCUUAGCUGUAGCAGGUGGCAUAUUUUGGUUAGGUUUUGAGGGAGCAAUAAUAGGACCUCUCCUUCUCUGUGUCCUACUUGUUGCUGUCAGCAUGUACUCUUCUCUCGUUACAGAAAGUCAAGCCACUGCCGUCACCGGAAGUAACGCUCGGUGGUUCCACCGCCGUUUACUGAGGACAGACACCGUUGGUUAAUUUCUAAAAAGAAAAAAAAAAGUAUUUAAAUGGAAUGCAACUUUACACCCACCUUUGUUAGUCAUCAUCCGUCAAACCGUCAAUUUUGUUCGUGUAAAUUUCAAACAUAACGCAGAAAUUGGUCUUAGUUGUGGUAAAUUGUUACAUGAUGUGAUAAAAUAUAAUUCCGGACAAUA